GCCUAGAUCAUGCAGCCAAUCAGUAUCAGUGACCCUGCAGCCAAGCGAUUUAUCGGUGAGGAUUAUGCUAAGCCACCACCACGUCCUCCACAACGCACACAACGAUGCUGGCAAGGCGCUAUCAUGUUUUUAUAGCUCUGACCCCUGUCUCAGAUGUAGUCUGAAUGGUAAGCCAGCUUUUCAGCUCGAAUCUUCGUUGUCAAAACUGCGAGUACUUUACCUGCGCUUCAGCCUUACGCGAGAAUCUCGCACAGGUGAUUGUGGUUUCAGCUCAUACACUUACAUCCAGAGCUACAGAAGUAGCUGCAGUACGAUCCACGAAUAUGCCGUCCCUAUUCGGGAAGAAGAAAGCCACGCCCGCUGCUCCUGCAACCCCAGUCCAAGAGAUUGUGGGCAUACGGCCAUGGGACUAUGUAUACCUUCGCACUGCGCCCCUCGACGCUUCUCAGAAGACCUCCGGACCUGGACGCGGGUUCGCUGCUGGCGACGUGCUCCGCGGAAUUCAAUACCAACAUUGGGCAAUCCAGGUCCGACACAAUGUCUACGACGUCGCACGCCUCAACGACGUUGACAACGAUCAUGAAUACGCCCUACAUGACAAGCCAAUGAAGAUACAAGAGUGGGAGCGCAACCGCCCCAGCCACAGUGCAGAUAAGAUACCUAUUGGAAUCACUUUCCGCAGCGAUAUCUACAUCACAGAAAACGCCAUUGUGAUCUGGGCCGCUAUCUUCCGCGGCGAAUACAAACUCCUCGCAACUAACUGCCAGCAUUUCGCUAUUCAGCUCGUGAGCCUGAUCCACGCCACAACAAGCCAAAUCUCCUACGUACCACCCGCAGCCCUCGCCACCCUGCAGCCGCUUCCCAGUCCGUUCAAGAUCAGCAAGGGCCUAGGCGCGACCAUCGACCGGCUGAAGCGCAACCAGACUGUCGCCGGCGCCACCCCGGAAAGCAACUUCUCCCCACCCAAAGAGAGGAAUGGUCUGUAUUGCGGGUACAGCAGCGACUUCGUGGAUAGCGUGCGCAAGGGGAAGUCGGUGCAGGAUACAGUCGCGGUGCUGCAGCGUCUGGGUGUCCGAAAGCCUGAGCCAGAUAGAGAGAGGGAAUUCAAUCUGGAUUUUGAGCCGGCGAAGUUGGCGCCAGAGCAGGCGUGGCUACUUGAUGCCGCGCUGAAGGGAGAGGUGAGAUUGGAUGAUGUCGGACGGCAGGUCUAAGUGACGAUCAAGUAUGAGAUGGCUUGUUACGCGAAAUCGUGUGUUCAGUGUUCUUAUUCGUGUUGCUCAUCGGCGCGAACAUCAGCAGUAUCACUGUCAGCUCAUUGAUACCGACGAGGCUGUGGAUCUAUAACUAGUAAAUUCUACAUACAGGAGGGUCACACG
Molecule: messenger RNA, 1376 nt
Organism: Boeremia exigua
Lineage: Eukaryota; Fungi; Ascomycota; Dothideomycetes; Pleosporales; Didymellaceae
Exons: 2
Coding region: 165-1211 (348 amino acids)
Source: RefSeq, a predicted model, not a curated record